Molecule: messenger RNA, 772 nt
Organism: Acanthoscelides obtectus
Lineage: Eukaryota; Metazoa; Arthropoda; Insecta; Coleoptera; Chrysomelidae
Source: the annotation of a GenBank genome assembly
GCUGGUAAGUUAAAAAAAAUGUAAACAUUGCAUAUUCAUAUUUAUAUACUUAUCGCAUUUUUUCCGAUGUGGUUCGUUCUCACAGACUUUAUGAGAUGUUGGAUAAGAAACAUUGUAUCCCAAGUGCAACUGCUUUGUUGAUGUCGGAGAUGGCUGUUCUCAAAUCAUUGACAGACUUUGGAUUGCCUUAGUGUCAGGCUACAAAUAUAAACCAUCAUGAUAUUGCAUACAAAACUCCAUAUCUAUUUUGGAAGGAUAAAGAGGCGAAUGAUCUUCUUAAGAACGGAUUCAUGCAUCCAGGCACUUGAAAGCAUGUUGGAAGGAGCCAACCUUACUGAAAUAAGUGAAUCUGCUUUUUGUGACUGCAAUUUGUAAAUUUAAGAUCUACUUGCAUUGCUCAAAAAACAUCCAAUCCUGAUAAGCCCAGGGUACAAGAUAUGGCUCCAAGACAAUAACUCCAGUGUAAGGAACGUUAUUAGAGGGAAAAAAAGAAGAGUCAAUAUAUUUAAAUUGGAUAUUUCAAGAAGUUUGAUACCUAGUGUUAAUUAACUUUCCAAAAUGAUCUAAUGUACCUCCAAACUAGACAGAUUUCUUUGCAAUUGAUCAGAUAUCCUUUUAGACCUGUUUACAUAGCUUGUAAUUUAGAAAAUAGCAUAUAAUCUAGUUAAGGUCAAGGAUUAAAAAUUGAUGAAAUCUAUAUUUCUAGAUAUUUUGGAAUGAACCUAUUGUAUUUCUGUGGGUAUACAAUGUAGAAUAAAAAAUAUUUAUUUUG